Messenger RNA from Hylaeus volcanicus, 5207 nucleotides. RefSeq names its product phosphoglucomutase (gene Pgm1). NCBI's taxonomy places the organism in Eukaryota, Metazoa, Arthropoda, Insecta, Hymenoptera, Colletidae. The record is from RefSeq and is a predicted model, not a curated record. Gene Ontology annotation, molecular function: phosphoglucomutase activity; magnesium ion binding. Gene Ontology annotation, biological process: carbohydrate metabolic process. Bases 2417 to 4111 code for a protein of 564 amino acids. The transcript has 8 exons. Gene Ontology annotation, cellular component: cytosol.
AUAAACAAAAACCGCUCAUUAGAAGUAUGAGAAUAAUACCAGGUAUAAAACCAGCCAUUUGAAUACCCCAAGGUAUUGUUAGCAUAGAUGAUCCUAAUAUAGUGUUCCAUAUCGAAAACCUAUAAAUAUAUAAUAAUGUGUGAGCACAAACUAUAACUACCUUGAAUAAAAAAAUGUCAACUAUGACAAAAGAAGACGAUCAUAUAAACAUCUACUUUAUAAUGAUUUUUCUAUGAAGAAAUAAAUGAUGUAGAAUGUGUUUUAAACUCAUAAGAAAAUAAGUUGUAACAAUUCUGUUCAUGCAUAUACUUGGCAAAAUUAUCGACAUAUGUACAUGAUAAACCAUGACAAACUACAAAAGUAACGAAAUAUAUCAACAAUUUUCGUAACGUAGAGUUUGUAAGUACAAUUUGUUUCUUCAUCAUUUUUUGAUAUAAUUUCAUUUUAUUAUUUUAUAGUUCUAUUAAUUGAAUAUUUGAAGUGUCUAUUUCUUAAUGAAUAAAUAUUAAAUCCCUUUUAAAGUUUAAAUUAUAAUCAGUUUAUUCUACUCUAAGGGGUCCCUAGACAAGUAAGGAGACAUCUUCAAUUGUGCAUCGAAUUUUUUAAUCAAAUUUUUUUUAUAUGUAAAAAAGGGUAUGCAGAACAAUCUCUGAAAGUAGGGAAGGGCAAAUCUUUUCGUUUUCGAGAAAUAAAUUUUUAAAAAUAGCUAAAUUUCGAUUGACGAGUGUCGAUCAUACAAGUGUGAAAGUUAUCAUAAAAACAGCGUAGCGCAGUCGGUAAAUUACCAGGUUGCGAAGUCGAUCUUUUGCGCUGGGCGCGGUUUGAUCCCGGUAGGAGGUACUUAUUUUUUUUUUACGUUUUCUUCUGUUUGUAUCAUAUUUUGUUAUGGAAGCUAUCUUUAUGUAUCUUAAGAUUAUUUUAUAAAAUAUCGUGCAAUUUUUAUGUUUUUUAUCGUAUUGAAAACACUUAUACACUCAUGCAUGAGUGAGUGUUAGAAUGAAAAUACGUUCUGAUUACUUGUUGUAGAUAUUUAUAUAAGUUACGCGGAUGUCAUUCUGAGGGAGUUUAUGUAAUGGCUGUGUGCAAUGUUUGUUUGAAAUAAUUAAAUUGUUAUUUACAGACUAUGUAUAAUGACGUAUAUUUUUAUAAAAGCUUGUAAAUACUCUUUUAAUAUAUAUAAAAAGGUAGUUUCCAUAGCCAAACAUGAUAAAAAAUAAGAAACCGUAAAAAAAAAUGAAGUGACUCCUACAGGGUUCGAACCGCGUCCAGGAGCGCAAAAGAUUGAUUUCGCAACCUGGUACUCUACCGACUGCAUUACGUUGCUUCUAACAAUUCAACACUCCGAUACGAUAGACACUUUUCAGGGCCGGUUUUAGCAAUAUUGGCGCCUCAGGCAAGAUUAUCGUGGUGCCCCUUCAGAAGCUUACAAUUUUUAAGAAAAGAAGACAAGGUAAUAAUAUUAAACGAUGAAUCUGUAGGUAGAUUGUAAAGAUUGUUUAACUACAAUAUAUACCAGCUUUACUAAUCUACAUCGGACUGCGACGCCCCCAAAAAUCUGGCACCCCGGGCGGUUGCCCGACCGCCCCCCUCCCCUAACGCCGGCCCUGACACUCGUCAAUCGAAAUUUAGUUAUUUUAAAAAAUUUAUUUCUCGAAAACGAAAAAGAGUUGGCCCUUCCUACUUUCAGAGAUUGUUCUACAUCAUACCCUUCUUUAGAUAUAACAAAAAUUUGAUUAAAAAAUUCGGUGUACACUUGGAGAUGUUUCUAAGAUGAAAAAGGGCGAAAGGGAAAUUUGUUCAUUUUUUAUUUUAAUAUUAAAGAAAGUGCAUAAGGGUAAGAUGAAAAAAAGUAGCAUAUAUGUAGGUGAAAUGAAAAACCAAAAAAUGGCUGGUACGGUUAGAAGCUAGCUACGGGCAUUGACCUUUCGGGUGGUCGUCUGUUGCCCAGGCAACCGACGGAGCACUAACCCCUUCUAAUGUGAAUAUACUGUGCAGCAGACACAACCACCCGAUGGUCGACGAAACGUGAGCUACCGGUAACCGCGUUCACCUUGUAUUCCCAUUCGUUUCCAUGUCUUAAAAGCAUGUUGCCGCAAGAGAUCAAAAUUUUCAAAACUGUUGAACGUUCGAUGAAGCUAGAAACAUCUCGACAUGUGUAAUUUGGAGUUCCUUCUUCUUUUUCUACUAAGGGUACGUUAACCAGGCGCGUGCUUUUAGGAUGUGGAAACGAAUUGCCGUUUACGUGAUCCCUAAAUAGUAAUCUAAAACACGAUGAUUAAUAGUAGUGAAACUUAUUACCAUGAAAACGUCUGGGUGUUUUCACGAUUUUUCAUACUUAAUCAUGGGGUAGGAUCCUGACAAAAGGAAUUUAGACACGAGCAGUUAUCGUUCCGUUGAACUGCAAUCCCGUCGAGAUAUGUCGAGUGCGGUGACGAGUAGAAUAAUCGAGACCCGAGUACACGAGGGCCAAAAGCCGGGUACUUCGGGAUUACGCAAAGCCGUGAAGGUUUUUAUGCAAGAGCACUACACGGAGAAUUUCAUUCAAGCGAUACUCCAGGCCCUUGGCGAUCAGUUGGCUGGUAGCACGUUAGUUGUAGGCGGAGAUGGAAGGUAUUACGGGAAAGAAGCUGUUGGGAAAAUAAUCAGAAUAGCGGCAGCCAAUGGUGUAAGAAAAUUGAUAGUGGGUCAAAAUGGUAUAUUUUCAACUCCAGCAGUGUCCACUAUAAUAAGAAAGUAUAAGACCCAAGGAGGAAUUGUCUUGACGGCAUCCCAUAAUCCUGGUGGACCAAAUGCUGAUUUUGGUAUAAAAUUCAAUUGUGACAAUGGCGGUCCUGCUCCAGAUAACGUCACAAAUAAAAUUUAUGAGAUCACCAUGUCAUUGAAAAGCUAUAAAAUUGCAUCUGACAUAAAUAUAGACAUAGAUAAGAUACAGAGUACUACUGUUCAAGUUGAUGGAAACCAAUUUACAGUAGAUGUGAUAGACUCUGUGGAUGAUUACUUAGAACAUAUGAAGAAUAUCUUUGACUUCCCAACUAUCAAGAAGUUACUUCAAGGAAGUGCCAAUCAACCUCCUUUCAAAGUACUUAUUAAUGGAAUGAAUGGAGUUACUGGACCAUAUAUAAAACGAAUAUUCAGUAGCGAAUUAGGUAUUGAUAAUUCAAGUAUCGUUAAUGUAAAUCCUCUGGAAGAUUUUGGAGGACUUCACCCUGAUCCCAACUUAACAUACGCCAAAGACUUAGUAGAUGCUAUAAAAAAUGGCCCAUAUGACUUUGGUGCUGCUUUUGAUGGAGAUGGAGAUAGAAACAUGAUACUGGGAAAAAAAAGUUUCUUUGUCACACCUUCAGAUUCAUUGGCUGUAUUAGCUGCUAACUUGGAUACGAUACCAUAUUUCAAAAAGACUGGUGUUAAAGGGUAUGCUAGAUCGAUGCCAACAGGUGCCGCUGUAGAUUGGGUUGCAGCUAAAAAAGGUGUUAAAUUGUUUGAAGUACCCACAGGCUGGAAAUAUUUUGGUAAUUUAAUGGAUGCUGGGCAUCUGUCAUUAUGCGGAGAAGAAAGUUUUGGGACUGGCUCUGACCAUAUUCGUGAAAAAGAUGGAAUAUGGGCAUGCCUUGCGUGGCUUAGUGUAAUUGCAAAUCUUGGAAAAUCUGUAGAAGAAAUAUUGUUAGAUCAUUGGGAAACGUAUGGAAGGAACUUCUUUACAAGGUAUGACUACGAAAAUUGCGAAUCCGAAGAAGCGAACAGAAUGAUGCACCACAUUGAAACAGAAAUACAAAAGCCUGAAUUUCUGGGUUCUAAAUUAACAUCUGGUGCUAAAACGUAUGUUGUCAAAUUAGGUGACAAUUAUUCGUAUGUAGAUCCUGUCGAUGGAACCAAAGCUACUAAACAGGGAUUACGAGUACUAUUCGAAGAUGGUUCCCGCAUAAUAUACCGUCUGUCUGGUACAGGAAGUUCUGGAGCUACUAUCCGUUUGUAUGUUGAUAGCUACGAGAAUGAUCCUCAACUUAUAAAGAAAGAUGCUCAAGAAGUUCUUAAGCCGCUGGUUAAUAUUGCGCUAGAGUUAAGUAAAUUGCGCGAGUUUACUAAACGCGAUGCACCAACCGUUAUAACGUAAUAAUACAUGCCCUUUAUUGUUGAUCUUUAUUUUAUCCAAAAUGUGCUUUAAAAAGGAAAAGUGAACUUGUCUGAUAACAUAAAUUAGUUAAGUAACGAAAGUAUUUCACGUUUUAAUGUAUUCACAUACACAUCGAAUGAUGUUACGAAUGUCGGUAUUUUAGUUACAUUACAUUUCAUUCAAAUUAUCGUAUAAAUAUCCACAAUAUGAAUUCACAGAAAACAAGAAGUGUGCAUGUACGAAUCAAUAUUUUGUAUUAAGUACGAUUGCAGAAUUAAGAGUUUGUACAAUAAUCGCGGUGGUGCAAAUUGUUAGGACACAAAUGAUUCACGAAAAAUAUUCAAUGUUCAAACCAUAAAUGACACCUUGUUUCAUACUUUUCUAUAAAACUUAAAACUGCCUUGUUUUAUUAUACAAAUUUUAACUCUGGUAUGGUUAUCGCAGUAAGACUUCAAACACGUAAAUUCAUUAAUCGGUAGUUCCAAGAUCACGUGUCUUUAUAUGUGGAAGCAUUGUUUGCAAAAGGUAUUCAAGCAUGCAGAAAGAUGGAAAUAGUUUAACCCUUCGGUGCUUGUAUAAUGUAAAAAUUUGUAAAAUAUAUUCAAUUAUAUUUUUAGGUUAUAUCUUUUUAAGAAAUUUUGUUUUUUUUUUUAAAUUGUAUGUGUCAUGUAAUCGAUCGAAAGAUGAAAGUAUACAAUUAACGUUAAUUUAUGUAGAAUAAAAAGAACACAUUAUUUAUACGUUCGGAGGAGACAAUUUACAAUAUAGGUCUUUUUAUGUGUACAAAAGUAUUGAAUAGACGUUUUGUAUAGUUGAAUUUUACUUGUACAUGAACGAAACAAACGUAUGUAUAUAUAACAUAUUGCGAUAUUAACAUCGGAGGGUUAAUGAAAAAGCGUAAAUUCAAUUGUAAUUGAAAGUAGCAUACCAUGUUAUAGUGACUGAUCUUCAAAUAUUUGAACUUUCAAGGUCGCUAUGAAUUUGACAGCAUUAUUUAAAAUUACAUUUAUUACAAAUUGCAAAAUUAUUACUAUUAAUUGAAUCUGAUAUAUGUAAACGAAAUUAUAGAAUUUGAAAAAGAGAAUAUUUUUUGUUU